Messenger RNA from Linum trigynum, 252 nucleotides. The record is from the annotation of a GenBank genome assembly. NCBI's taxonomy places the organism in Eukaryota, Viridiplantae, Streptophyta, Magnoliopsida, Malpighiales, Linaceae.
AUGUCCCCUUUGAGAGGUACAAGGAUCUCUUGGCGGAGCUUCGAUCGGGAGCGCGCGACUCGACAAGCAGCGAAGGAUUCGAAAGAAGAGGCAGUGGAGAAGAGCGUUGGAUGGGAACCCGAAGAACCCAGCUGCAGCGUCGCGGGAGGGAACUUCGAGCUCCGAUUUUCGGUGAAGAAGCUGGAUGAGAGAGGAAGGAAUUUGAUGGCGAUGACGAAAGCCACGACGGACGAAUCGGGGAGUGGGGGAUGA